Messenger RNA from Microplitis mediator, 3142 nucleotides. RefSeq names its product homeobox protein CHOX-CAD-like. Bases 258 to 1436 code for a protein of 392 amino acids. Gene Ontology annotation, molecular function: RNA polymerase II transcription regulatory region sequence-specific DNA binding; DNA-binding transcription factor activity, RNA polymerase II-specific. NCBI's taxonomy places the organism in Eukaryota, Metazoa, Arthropoda, Insecta, Hymenoptera, Braconidae. Gene Ontology annotation, biological process: embryo development; cell differentiation; regulation of transcription by RNA polymerase II. The transcript is spliced from 3 exons. The record is from RefSeq and is a predicted model, not a curated record. Gene Ontology annotation, cellular component: nucleus.
UCAAAUUCAUCGAACCGAUCUCAAGGCAUUAUCGUGUUGGUUUAACUUAAGUACGCACGCGUUUUUCUCGACUUGCUCUCAAUAACCGUGUAACUAAACAAUAUUUAUGAAUAAAGUAAACCAUUAUGUGAACUUUUUCGGGGUGAAGGCCGUGUGUCUCGCGAUAUGAAUUUUGUAACUAAAUAAAAAUCAAAAAAAAAAAAAUUUUAAAAUAGAGUUAAGGUGAAGAAGAGCUCAAAUUUUAUUUUAUCCGUGUGAUGACAGAGAUAAGUAGUGCGGGAAUGGUGACUUAUUACAAUCAUAUAACGAUGUACCGGCAGCAACAGCAACAGGCUGGUAUGCAUCAGCAACAUCUGACCAGUCAGCAGCAGCAACAAGCUGCUGCUACUGCUGCUGCUGUCGUGGCUGGAGCUGCUGCUGCUGCAGCGGCUGAAGGGUCACAGCAAUACUGGUACGGUUAUCCCCAUGGACAUCCGUCCUCUGGGUCAUCCCACCAGUCAUCACCUGGUAGCCAGCACCAGUAUCUGGACCAUCUAUCCAGCGCUUCCGGUGACGUUCUCGGUUGUUCCUGGCCACCUCAUGCCCAUCCAUAUUCCCAUCAUAUUCCGUACCAGCAGCAGCUUUAUCACCAUCAGAACCAGCAGAGUCCGAUGACGAGCACUCCCACCCCCACUGACUGGAGUAUGAGCAAAAAUCACAAUAACAAUAACAAUAAUAACAAUAAUAAUAAUAAUAAUAAUAAUAAUAAUAAUAAUAAUAAUAACAAUGGAUUAGCUAAUGGCGAACCCAGCCCGCCGAUUACCAUAAGUGGCAGUGAAAUAAGUAGCCCUGGAACACCAGCUUCGCCUAAUAUUAGUAAUCUAAAUGCGACGAAUAACACCACGAGUAGUAGUGCAUCUACGACUCCAGUAAGACCAGCUCCGGUUCGUAGCCCGUAUGAGUGGAUGAAGAAAAGUUCGUAUAUUCAUGGCCAAAACCCUGGAAAAACCCGAACGAAAGACAAAUACCGGGUGGUUUACACGGAUCAUCAGCGAUUGGAGCUGGAAAAAGAGUUUCACUUCAGCAGAUAUAUAACAAUAAGACGCAAGGCUGAGCUUGCUGCGCACUUGUCUCUGUCAGAAAGGCAGGUGAAAAUCUGGUUUCAAAAUCGACGCGCCAAGGAACGUAAACAAGUUAAGAAGCGUGAAGAACUUGAACAAAAAGACAUAAAGCCGAACAUUAUCCAUCAGGAAGGUUUGCAAACACCCGGCGGAAUGGCCGCUCUUUCAGCUUUGAGUGGGAUGACCGGGAUGCUGAGUGGUCUGAUGCACAAUGGAAACUCGCCGCCUCUAAAUCUUGGUCCUCAGGCACACAGUCUAGGUCUAAGUCAUCCAAAUUCGUCGAUUCAUUCACAUGCACACCAGCACGUCCAUCCCCAUUCUGUUCUUGGAUUGUGACAAGAAAACAACCUCGGCGCUGCCGAGUCCUGGUCUAUCCCCAGUUGGUCUGGAUAAUUAUAAUUAUUGUCACUAGUAUUUAUUUUGAUUCGUUUUUUUUUAUUAUUGUUUUUAAAGUUUUGUUUAAAAAAAAAAAGUUUUUUUUUAAUUCAUACUUUUUGAAAUUUGUAAAGAGUUGCUGAUGCUUAAUUUUGAAAACUUAAGUAUGAAAUGAGAGGGAAAAAAAAAUACAUUGUAAUAAUUUUUAUUUUUUUUUUCCCUAUCAUUUUGUAGCGUUUUUUCCUUUCGUUUUUUUGAAUUGAGCACAAAUAUUUAAAACUCUUAGGAUUAAAAUUUGCUAGUGAGCUGGAUCAAUAAUAAAGAUCAAUUUAUUUAAAGAGUAUUAUAAUAUUAUUUAACAUUUAUUAAUUAUUAUUAACGUUAAUUAAUCGCGUUGCCGGUGUCAUGAUGGCGUAUAAUUUUUUUUUUAUUUUUUAUCUGAUAUAAAAAUACGAAUUUUGAUGUUGAAUUUUUUUACCUGCUCUUUUGGUUCCUAGGUUAAUACCAGGAGCUAUAAGGGCAACUAAAAUUUUUUUUUGAGGCACCCGUAACGUGAUAUAUUAUUCCAAUUGUAUAUGAUUAAAUAUUUUAAGUAUAUAUUUUUAUUAACGUUUUAUAUCAUUAUAAAAUUUAUCUUAUUAUUUUAUUUAAUAGAACAAAAAAAAAAAAAAUAAAAAACAUUUGAACAAUACUCAGUUCUAUGUUUAAUUGUAUAAAUAUUUAAAUUAAUUAAAUAUUAAUUUUGCUUAUGUAAUUUUUUGCCUCAAAAGUGAGUGCCGAUUUUAAAAUAGAUAAUAAUUAAUAAUUAAAAUAAUAGUAAUAAUUAUAAAAUUACUCGGGAAAAAAUAAUUUAGAUCUCAGAUCUGAAAAAUUUAAGUAAAAAAAAAAAGAGAUUUCUUGGCACCAGAAAAAUUUUGCACUUUGAAUUCAAGACUCAAAUUUUUUGAGCCAAGAAAUCCUUUUUUUCUGUGUAGGAUCUAAAAUUUUUUUAAAAUUUUGACCUCCAUUGAUCUCAGUAGAUCUUUUCAGAUCUAAAAUUCUGAAGAUCAAAAAUUUAGUAAAGUUUUUUUAUUUUCAAGACUUCAAAAUUUUUAUUAAACAUCAAAAUUUUGAAUUUUUUUAAUUGAAAAAUUUCAAUUAUUUUUAUUUUGAUCUUUAUACUUUUAAAGAUCUCGAUAAUAAAAAAAAAAAUCAAUAAUAAGAACGUCAGAUUGAGAUCGUUAGAUAAAAAUUAUUUUUUCCCGCGCCCUUAAAAUUUUGAAAACUAAAAAUGAGAAUCGAACGAUUUUAAUGAAUAGUGAUAAAAUAAAAUUGUUAUUAAAAUAAUAAAUAUAUUCAAUGAAUUAUUUAAAAAAUUUUAUGGAGUAUGAUGAUUCAAAUUAUUGUAUAUAUUAAAAAUUUUAUCUAGAUUUAAAUUUUCUAGAUUACUUGUAAAUUAACUCUUACAACCUUAAAUUUAUUAUAAUUAUUAUCAAUUUUAAAAAAUAUUUUUGUAUUACAUUAAUAAUUUGUUGUAUGUAACUAUCGAAGAUUUUGUACGACCGUGAGUUGUUUAAUUUAUCAUUUAUUAAUAUUUAAUAAAUAAUUAAUAACUAGUAAUUACUUAGCUAAUUGAUUGAUAGUAACAGACGUUGGAAUUUAUUAUUAAUAUUUGAACAUCAUGUUAA